Messenger RNA from Ornithorhynchus anatinus (platypus), 3161 nucleotides. RefSeq names its product sorting nexin 32 (gene SNX32). NCBI's taxonomy places the organism in Eukaryota, Metazoa, Chordata, Mammalia, Monotremata, Ornithorhynchidae. Gene Ontology annotation, cellular component: endosome. The record is from RefSeq and is a predicted model, not a curated record. Gene Ontology annotation, molecular function: phosphatidylinositol binding.
GGGGAGGGGCGCGGGCCGUCGAGGCCUUCCUUUCCCUCACCUCCAUUGACGUGAGGAGAACCGAGGGGCGGCGGGGGUGAGGCGAGCCGUGAUGGAGGAAAACCAAGGAACGGCGCCGGACCGUGAGCCGUGCUCCGUGACGGUGGACCUGCAGGGAGACAGCUUGCUGCAGGUGGAGAUCUCCGAUGCCGUGAGCGAGCGGGACAGGGUGAAAUUCACCGUCCAGACCAAGAGCUGCCUGCCGCACUUUGCUCAGGCCGAGUUCUCAGUGGUACGCCAGCACGAAGAGUUCAUCUGGCUGCACGACGCCUACACGGACAACCAGGAUUACGCCGGCAUCAUCAUUCCCCCGGCUCCACCGAAACCAGACUUUGAGGUCUCCCGGGAAAAGCUUCAGAAAUUGGGGGAAGGGGACAGCUCUGUCACCCGAGAAGAGUUUGCCAAGAUGAAACAGGAACUGGAGGGGGAGUACCUGGCCAUCUUCAAGAAGACGGUGGCCAUGCACGAGGUGUUCCUCCAGCGCUUGGCAGCCCAUCCCACCCUGCGGCGCGACCACAACCUCUACGUCUUCUUGGAAUACGGCCAGGACCUGAGCGUGCGAGGGAAGAACCGCAAGGAGCUGCUGGGAGGAUUCCUGAGGAACAUCGUCAAGUCGGACGAGGCCCUGAUCACGGGCGUGUCGGGCCUCAAGGAAGUGGAUGACUUCUUUGAGCACGAGCGGACGUUCCUGCUGGAAUACCACACCCGCAUCCGGGACGCCUGCCUGCGUGCCGACCGCGUCAUGCGUUCACACAAGUGUCUGGCCGAGGAUUACAUCCCCAUCUCGGCCGCGCUGAGCAGCCUGGGCACGCAGGAGAUCAACCAGCUGAAGACGAGUUUCCUCAAGUUGGCUGAGCUCUUUGAGCGUCUGCGGAAGCUGGAAGGGCGGGUGGCCUCGGAUGAGGAUCUGAAGCUGUCCGACAUGCUCAGAUAUUACAUGAGAGACUCUCAGGCCGCCAAGGACCUGCUUUACCGGCGUCUGCGGGCUCUGGCCGACUACGAGAACGCCAACAAGGCCCUGGACAAGGCCCGAAUGAGGAACCGCGAAGUCCAGCCAGCAGAGACGCACCAGCAGCUGUGCUGCCGGCGCUUCGAGCGCCUGUCGGACUCUGCCAAGCAGGAGCUCACAGACUUCAAGUCCCGCCGCGUGUCCGCCUUCCGCAAGAAUCUCGUCGAGUUGGCGGAGUUGGAACUCAAGCAUGCCAAGGCAAGCACAAUGCUCCUCCGCACCACCCUCCUUGCCCUCAAGGGGGAGCCCUAGAGCGGCCGGGGCAACACCCCCUCCCCCCCACUGCUGCGUUGGCAACUUCCACCACAAAGCAGGGACGGUGGCUUAGGACGAGGGACGGACCUCUCUCUCCACCUCCCCGGCACUCCUGCUUCCCAGGGACCCCUCAGCAGGGCCUCCAGACUCCUGUAUCCUGCCCUCCUCCAAGCCCAGGACGACCCCCGCCCCCCAUCCACCGCUACUGGAGCGCAGGGGUUCCGCGCACCGGCCGCCGGCCCCCAUCCCUUCCCUAGGAGGCGGCUCCGGCCCGGAGGAUCCCAGGAAGAGGGAAGGUGGGGCAGUGGGAAUGACCAUCGGCUGUGCCCGCUUCAGGUUGCCCACCCCCCUGGGGGGCAGGCUGGAGCUUGGCCCCUUCCACAGGCCCUGGGGAACCAGUAGGAGAAAUCGGGGCGGGGGGUGGCCCCCUUGACCCCCUCUCCCCUAAUGGAGAGUGGCAUGGGGCAGGUUGGAGCAGGGGGCCCGCCUCUGCCUUUGGCCAGCUUGGAGUGAGGGCCUCCUUGCAGCUGGCUGCUCCUCCUCCUGCGAUAAGGGGUGAAGUUGAAAGGACUAGAAGCCCGCACAGUUCUGACCCCCGAGGGGUAGCAGACUGUGACUGGCCACCGCUUUGGGGCUUACGCCCUACCCCUCUGCCUGCCUAGAAACAGUGUUGCUUAGUGGCUAGAGCCCAGGCCCCGGAGUCAGAAGGACCCGGGUUCUAAUCCCCGUUCGACCCUUUGUCUGUGUGACCUUGGGUGAGGAACUUCACUUUCCCGGGCCUCUGUCAUGCCUGUAAAACGGGGAUGAAGACUGUAUCUACCCUAAUGCCUAGAACAGUGCUUGGCACAUAGAAAGUGCUUAACCUUAAUUGUAAUUAUGCCCAUCCCCAACACAGGUGGAGGAAUAGGUGGGUCCUGGCUGCCGCCCCCCACCCCUACCUCUUCUUCCUCAGCCCCGGCUCCCGUUCCCACCUUCUCCUCUGCCCUCACCCACCGGGGUUUGCCUCCCGAACAGGUGCCCAGACCCAGGCAGCAGACUGGACUCCGACCUCCCCGCGCCCGCCCGCCCCCCCCCCCCCCCCCAGUCCUCUCCCAAGAUGGCAGGUGGUAAAGUUCAGGCUGACGUGACUGGGAGGAGGGAGGUAGCCGGGAGGCUCACACCCUCCUGAGUAAACACGGCAAGGAGGCAGGCCGGGCCACCCCAGGCCGGGCCAGACACUCGGGUCCAAGGUCUGAGGGCUUGCACCCAGCUGGAUGCUCUGCCUCCUGUGCCUGCCACGCCUUCCCCAGGUAAGCAGGUUGCCCCGUCCACCCUCCCCGGAACCCGGAUCCAACCGGGCUGGGGUAGGGAUCGAGGAGGGGCAGGAAGGCUCUCACCGGCCCCCUUUCACAGAGAUGGGGUGGGGGAGAAGGUUGCGGUCGCCUUCCAGGAAGUGGACAAAGGCUGGGUGGGAUCGGCGUCCUCGGAGGGAGAGCCGGAGCCGCGGGGCCAGAGGCGGCGGGAGACCCGGCCUGCGUCACCGCAACACAAAGUUCAGGAACGUUACCGGGCACUUCCACCCUCUUCCUUAGUUCGGCUGGAGAGGGGUGGAGAAGCAAGCUCUUUUUUAUCUCUCUCCACCACCUCUCCUUGUUACUGUCGGGGAAUGGGUGGAGGAGGGGAAUUAAAACCAAAAAAUGAAGAGCCCAGCAAGCAGCUAUCCUUUUUAUUCUUUUUUUUUCUUUUUUAAAAUCGAUUCCUUACUGGUGCUGCUUCCACAAAAGCGGCCGGGGGGGGGGGGGGGGGGGUUGGGGGAGGGAGGAGCCGGCCGGUGGGGGAGGGGUCGUGAUGACAAUAUUCCAUUUAUACACAGAACUAA